AUGGAGAACAUAUACACCACGCUACGGAAACUCAAGGAAAGAGUGUCACCUUCCAAGCCAAAGGAGCCGUCUUCAAACGCGUCUGAAAAUCAAGUAACGUUAUCCAGAAAGAGGAAAUAUUCUAGUGAAGACGAUCCUUUCAAUGAUAAGCAUAAUAAGACGUUGUUGACUAAUCCUUCUACCGUUGACACCAGCAAGGUGAAUCGAACCAGGUACUUUACGCCCAAUGCCACCGAGAUUACCAGUGGAUCACCAUUUAUAAGGAAUAGCAAUUUGUAUAAGCAAAUAUCGAAUCAAGGUGGAUCCAAGCCGGUUAGAAGUAAAAUGAGACCCAGUAAGGAGACGGAGGGAGAAGCUGGGGAUGAUGUUGCAUUGGUUGAUGAUAAGGAAGCGAUGAUGAAACGGUCAGCCAGUGUCAAAUUGACAAAGAUACCUGAUAUUACUAACGAAGAAAUAAAUCGAGCUUUGGGAGGUAGCUCAACGAUAAAAGAACCAUUGAACGUGAUUACGCCAGAGGAAUUGAACAGAUACUCAACUACAGAAAAUAAGAAAACUGAUGAAGAAAGAGAUCGAGUACUUAGAUUGAAACAAGAGCUUGAUAUCCCUGAAGAUGAAGAUGAAGUUUCUUUGGAAGUGUUAGAAGAAAUGAACAGACUAGAAGAAUGUUUCCCAGUCUUAGCCACCAACUACAGACUUAUUGAUAAAAUAGGAGAAGGAACGUUCUCUACCGUUUAUAAAGCCGAAGCUAUAAAUGGAUCAGUUCAAUUAGGUUCAGAUAUUUGGAAAAGCCCUCCAUUAAAGAGAAGUUCCCUGAAAAAAUUACCUAAAAAGAAGAAAAAUCCAAUAGUUGCAUUAAAACAAAUCUAUGUAACUUCAUCCCCUAACAGGAUUCAUAAUGAAUUACAUUUAUUAUUCAAUUUAAGUGGGAACUCUCAUGUUGCUCCACUUUUAGAUGUUUUAAGGUAUCAAGAUCAAGUUGUUGCAAUACUACCAUUUUAUCAACAUGCAGACUUUCGGGAUUUUUAUCGAGAUUUACCUAUUAAAGGAAUCAAAAAAUAUUUAUGGGAAUUAUUUCAAGGAUUGAAAUUUGUCCAUGAAAGAAACAUCAUCCAUCGAGAUUUAAAGCCCACAAAUUUCCUAUAUGAUCCAUUUAAAGGGAAAGGAGUGUUGGUUGAUUUUGGCUUAGCUGAAGAGGUGACUCCUUCGAAAAACGUCAGUUCUCGUAAUAACGUUUGUCCCUGUGAACUGAAUGAAAAGGAUAAAAUACAAAUUAAUAGAAUUCAUCAAAAUCGUCUCAACGUUAAAGCAGCAUAUCCAAAACAAGAUCAAAGACCUCCUCGUAGGGCUAAUAGAGCUGGUACAAGGGGUUUUAGAGCUCCUGAAGUUUUGUUCAAAUGUACAAAUCAAGGCACUAAAUUAGAUAUAUGGUCAGCAGGUAUAAUUGGACUUUCAAUAUUAUCUAGAAAAUUCCCAUUAUUCAAUUCACCUGAUGAUAUUGAUGCAUUAAUAGAAUUAACUUUAAUAUUUGGCGUUGAGAAAAUGACUAAAUGUGCAGAACUUCAUGGUUGUGGAUUUGAAAUCAAUUUAUCUCAUAUUGGUCAACAAAGUUUCAAUGGAAACUUAGUUAAAUUAAUACAUACCUUUUUACAGUAUGAAUGGGAAAAUGAUACUUUCCCACUGGAUAGUGUUGUUGUUGACACAUUAAAAUAUAUUGACCCAAAAACUUAUUCAAUGAUUAAACCAACCAAAAUUCCAGAAGGUCAAGAAUCUGAAUGUGGUGAUUUGAAUGAUUAUAAUCAAUAUAAGCAAGAUUUUGAAGGUUAUGAUGAUUUGAAAAAACUCUUACAAUUAUUAAACGGUUGUUUAAAUAUCGAUCCCCGGAAAAGAUUAUCAGCUGAAGAAAUAUUAAAAUUACCGUUUUUCAGUGAAUUGGAUCAUGAUCACGAUGAUGAAGUAUUGAUUUAA
This is a messenger RNA of Hyphopichia burtonii NRRL Y-1933, 1965 nucleotides long. It is a transcript of the gene CDC7, whose product is annotated as serine/threonine protein kinase. Gene Ontology annotation, biological process: mitotic DNA damage checkpoint signaling; protein phosphorylation. Lineage: Eukaryota; Fungi; Ascomycota; Pichiomycetes; Serinales; Debaryomycetaceae. Bases 1 to 1965 code for a protein of 654 amino acids. Gene Ontology annotation, molecular function: protein serine/threonine kinase activity; ATP binding. Gene Ontology annotation, cellular component: nucleus. The transcript has a single exon. The record is from RefSeq and is a predicted model, not a curated record.